AAUCAGUUAAAAACAAUCUCGUUGCAUCUUUUGUUGUCUCAAUAAACUUCAUAUUUACAUAAAUUUCUAAAAGUCGACUAUUCUAAAAAAAUAUCCAAGAUGGAAUCAACAGAUGCACUUGUUGUAGACACAGUGUACAUGUUUGAAAAAGAAAAUGCAAGUCUUCAUAAUACUGAAAAUUUCGAAUUAAUACAUGCUGAUGAACCAACACCAAUAUUACGACGUGGACAAGAAUUCAGUUUAACAAUACGUUUUAACAGAGAUUACAUUGAACAACAAGAUAUUGUACGUUUAUUAUUCAACUUUGGCUCAAAUCCAAAUGUAUUUAAAGGUACACGAGGUGUUAAUACAAUAACAAAUCGUAAUAAUUAUUUAUCGGAUCUCGAAGCAUGGAGUGUUAGAAUAAUUGAUGUUAGUGGAAUUGAUUUAUCAAUUGAAGUUAGAAGUCCAAUUGAUAGUCCAGUUGGUAUUUGGCAAUUUAAUAUUGAAACAACAAUUUCUGGUAGUAAAGAACCACCAAAUAUUUAUCAAUAUGAUAAAGAUAUUUAUUUGUUAUUUAAUCCAUGGCUUAAAGAUGAUUUAGUUUAUAUGGAAGAUGAACAGCUACUUGGUGAAUAUGUACAAACAGACGUUGGUAAAAUUUGGGUUGGACCAAAUGGUAGUGCACGUGGACGUGAAUGGAUAUUUGGUCAAUUUGAUGCAAGUGUCCUUCCAGCAUGUAUGCUGAUGUUCGAUAAAUCUGAUAUCAAGGCUACAUCACGAGGUGAUCCGGUCAUGGUCGCUCGAACAAUAUCAAAAAUGGUAAAUGCAUACAAUGCAAAUGGCUAUAAAGAAGAAUUAAAUGGUAUAUUAUUUGGUCGUUGGGAUGGUGAUUAUAUUGAUGGUGUUGCACCAUCAGCUUGGACUGGAAGUGUACCAAUACUUGAACAAUAUCUUGAUACAAAUGGUGAAUGUGUUAAAUAUGGACAAUGUUGGGUAUUUGCUGGUGUUGUUGGUACAAUAUGUCGUGCACUUGGUUUACCAACACGUGUUGUUACAAAUAUUGUAUCAGCACAUGAUACAAAUGUAUCAUUAUCAAUUGAUCAUUAUUAUGAUGAAAAUAUGCAAGAAUUACCUGGUGAAAGUUAUGAUUCAGUAUGGAAUUAUCAUGUGUGGAAUGAUGUAUGGAUGGCAAGACCAGAUUUACCAAAAGGAUAUGGUGGAUGGCAGGCUGUUGAUGGUACACCACAAGAAGAAUCAAAUGGUGUUUACCGUUGUGGUCCAGCAUCUGUUGAAGCUAUUAAACAAGGUGCUGUUGGUUUUAAUUAUGAUGUUACAUUUUUAGUAUCAACUGUUAAUGCUGAUGUCAUUAAUUGGAAAGCUGAUCCAACAAAUGACCUUGGUUAUACACGAAUAAAUGGUGAUACAAAACAUAUUGGAAGAAUGCUAUUAACAAAAGCACCAUGGAUUUUUGAUCCAAAUGGUGAUAAAGACAAAGAAGAUAUAACUUAUGAAUAUAAAUCACCAGAAGGUACUGAUGCUGAACGUUUGACCUUGUAUAGAGCAGUACGUAAUACGCCCACUGCUAAAAGAUAUUACGCUGUACCAGCACCAGAAAAUGAAGAUUUAAUAUUUAAAUUAGAAGACCUUGAACGUGUUAAUAUUGGUGAACCAUUUAAUGUUACAGUUAAUAUUACAAAUAAAUCAUCAGAAUUAAGAACAGUUAGAGCAAUAUUAUGGGCUGGUAGUGUUUAUUAUAAUGGUGUUAAAGCAAAUCUUGUUAAAAGAGCUGAAGGUACAUUUGUCAUGGAACCAAAUGUAACUGAACAAUUAAAACUUCAUAUAAAUGUUGAUGAUUAUUUAGAUGAACUUGUUGAAUAUUCAAUUAUGAAAAUAAAUGCAAUUGCAACUGUACAAGAAACAAAUCAAACAUGGGCUGAUGAAGAUGAUUUUCAAGUUAUUAAACCAAAAAUUAAAAUUGAGAUUGACAAUGAGCCUAUUGUUGGUAGACCAUCUGCAGUUACUUUGAGCUUUAAUAAUCCAUUAAAAAAAAUGUUACAUGAUUGUGUAUUUAAUUAUGCUGGACCUGGUGUAUCAAAAAAUAAAACGAUUCAUUUUCGUGAUGUUGAACCACUUGAAGAAGUCAGAAUACAACAUCAAUUUAUACCACAAAAAGAAGGAAAACAAAAAAUUAUUGCUACAUUUACAUCAAAAGAACUUGAUGAUGUUACUGGCUCAGUUGAAGUUGAAGUUCUAAAAGAAGAUGAAGACGAAGAAUAAUAAUAGUUAAAAAUUAAAAUAAAAAACAAUAUAACAAUCUAAUAAAUAUAAAUAAAUAAAUAAUUUACAAUAAGAUAAAAUAACAUUAAAAGUAUUAAAAAAUUAACUUUUUAUAUAGAAAUAAAUUUACCUUUGAUAAAAUAAAAAUUUAUUAUUCACAAAUUAUCGAAAAUUGAAGAGACCAAAAUACAAAUAUACAAAUAGCACCAUAAAUAAUUGGAAGAAUAAUUUUUCUUAUUAAUGAAAAUUCAUCAGAUUCAUAUUUAAUAAUAAAUUUUUUUUUAAUUUUAUUAUUAUUUUUUGUAGAAUUUAUUGAUUCAUCAACUUGAUUUAAAAUAUCAUGAAUAAUAAUUUGAACGUCUUGUUGAAUUAAAAUAUUAUAAAAAUUAUUUUUAAUAAUUUUAUUAUUAGCAAAUGAAUCAGAUGAUUCUUCAAAUGUCCAAUGAUCAUUAUUUCUUUUGAAAAUAAAAUUAUCACUAUUUAAUUUAUCAA
Molecule: messenger RNA, 2751 nt
Organism: Aphidius gifuensis
Lineage: Eukaryota; Metazoa; Arthropoda; Insecta; Hymenoptera; Braconidae
Product: hemocyte protein-glutamine gamma-glutamyltransferase-like
Exons: 7
Coding region: 100-2259 (719 amino acids)
Biological process (GO): peptide cross-linking
Molecular function (GO): protein-glutamine gamma-glutamyltransferase activity
Source: RefSeq, a predicted model, not a curated record